AUGGCGUCGAAGUCUGUUUUUCGGGCUCAAAUACCGGUAAGAGUACAAGGUAACACGUCAUGUGUUCACCACCACGGUACGGAGUUGACGCUGUGCUGUUGGGAGUGCUCAGAGCUGGCCUGCAUCCGUUGUAUAGCCAGCGUUCACGACGGUCACAUAUUGGACAGUCUCUCUGACGUAAUGGCUUCAAAGAAAGGUAAUAUUCAAUCAUUCAUUGACCAAACUGAACAGAACGAUAUUGUCGAUCUGAAAACAGAAGUCGAAACAAUUGCAGAAAAAAUAGAGAAUAAUGAAAGAAAAUUUCAAAUGCAUCAAGACGAGAUCGAAAAGCAAGGGAAAAGGAUGAAAGACGAAAUUGACAUUGUUGUCAAGAAAUCCAUCUCGCGUUGUACAGAACUCAAGCAGGAAAAUGAAAAGCGAUUGAAAAAGUAUAAAAUCGACAUGGAGGCCAGAAUUAAAGAUCUAAACACACUGGUACUGAAAUGUCGAGACACUUUACAGACCCAAAGUGAUGUGGAGAUAUUUGACACAGAGAAACAACUUGGCCCUUUACCAGCUGUGGAAUUGAACUUAUGCCAUCUGACUUUCACACCAAAUAAGCAACCUCAAGGAUACCUAGACCUUGCGGUGGGGAAAUUGACCACUGUUGGGUACCAGUUCGUGUAUGCUUAUGAUGCUGAAGAAAAUGAAUGCAAUACCCCGAUGGAAAAGAUGGCACAAUUGAAAGAAGAAGUUCAAAGAAAAGCUCCAUACAACGUCAGCGCCAUUUGUGCCAACAAAGACGAGGGAGCUUGGAUCUGCAGCAGCGAAGUAUCGUCUAUCUAUCAGAUAAAUGAUGAGGUGUGGAGAUGUGGAACUGGGUGUUUCAAAGUGUGUGUCAGUGAUAUAAGUGUGUCACCAGUUACUGGCAAUGUGUGGGCAAGUUCAGAAGUCAACAACGCGAUAAUGGAACUCCCAUCACAAGGUGAACCAAUCAAAAGGCUCACUACUACGUCUGCACCACGAUGUCUCUGCGUGACACAAGAAGGCAACAUCGUUAUCGGAAUGACCCGUAAACUUGUGCGUUGUGAUGUACGUGGAAAUGUCCUGCUAACCAGAACUGUUUGUACACCAACAAAGGUCGCUGCAUGUCCAGUCACCGGGAACAUAGCAGUUGUGGAGUUGGAUUUACGAGAGCAUGAAGGCGAAGGAAGACCUCAUAUCUUGGUACUUGACAGAUUGUUCCAAGAAUAUCACCGCUACCAUGGUGACAGAGAGGACAAAGGGACGACUCCAGAAAGUUCUACUUCCAAGGCAUUCCACCCUAUUGACAUAACCUUUGAUUCUGCCGGAAACCUGCUAGUUGGUGACUAUGGAAACAACUCGAUCUUAAUCAUCAACACUACUGGGGAGGUAGAAUCCAUUUACAGUGACUCCUGGCAUGUCGUGGCAAUCAGUAUUAACAGUAAAGGUAGUGUCUGGGCAGUGUUCCGGUACCAAGACUACCCUAACUAUAAAAUCAAAGUGUUGAAACCCAUGUAUUAG
Molecule: messenger RNA, 1524 nt
Organism: Mizuhopecten yessoensis (Yesso scallop)
Lineage: Eukaryota; Metazoa; Mollusca; Bivalvia; Pectinida; Pectinidae
Exons: 1
Coding region: 1-1524 (507 amino acids)
Molecular function (GO): zinc ion binding
Source: RefSeq, a predicted model, not a curated record